This is a messenger RNA of Hydra vulgaris (swiftwater hydra), 1287 nucleotides long. RefSeq lists its product as uncharacterized. Lineage: Eukaryota; Metazoa; Cnidaria; Hydrozoa; Anthoathecata; Hydridae. The record is from RefSeq and is a predicted model, not a curated record.
GUAUAGUUCUUGCAAUUUUGGUAGAAAAGGAGGAGAAGGGAGUAUUGUAUAUUUUAUUUUUCAAGCGUGUUUUGUAUGUUAUAAUAGAGUAGCUAAGUGGCAAAUAUGGCAUCGUCAAAGAAUUUCCUGAGCAAUCAAGUGGUCACAAUGGUGUAACCAGAUCAGUUACUCUGUGUUUUGCCCAUUUAAAGAAACCUCAUUUCAAAUGAAAAAUAAUUUGGGUUAUGUAACCAACGCAUUUAACGCAUGAAGGUAUAGUUCUUGCAAUUUUGGUAGAAAAGGAGGAGAAGGGAGUAUUGUAUAUUUUAUUUUUCAAGCGUGUUUUGUAUGUUAUAAUAGAGUAGCUAAGUGGCAAAUAUGGCAUCGUCAAAGAAUUUCCUGAGCAAUCAAGUGGUCACAAUGGUGUAACCAGAUCAGUUACUCUGUGUUUUGCCCAUUUAAAGAAACCUCAUUUCAAAUGAAAAAUAAUUUGGGUUAUGUAACCAACGCAUUUAACGCAUGAAGCAUACAAUCAGAUAAAUAGCACUAAAAUUAAAACCUCUAACAAAAUAUUGGAUAUAGUGUUUUGGUUUAAGAAUAUAAGAUGAAAUAUUCAGCUUAAGUGAUUAUGUGCAGUUACAUAUUCUGUAUUGCUGCAGAAGUGUCAGCUUUUUUAUUACUUGUGAUGGGAGUUUUAUUGCUUAUCUUCUGUGAUGGAAACUCCUCUUAUUUUAUUGCUGGCCAGUACGUUACCGGUGCGUUUGGACUUUUUUGUUUCUCCAGCUUAUUAUUCAUAAUUAUUAUCGCAUAUACUGGUAACUGUGGUGUAUUUGCUGAUAUUGUAAAAACCGGAGUAAGUAGUGAAUGGCGCAAAUUACGCUGUCAAAAUAUUUCUCGUCUGCAGUCAAACAGUCAAAUUGGCGUAACCCAACCAGUUACAAUAAGUGUUUUACCCAACAGUAGAAACAAUAUAUCAAAUGAAAACAGUCUGGACGUUGCUAGACGUCCUGAAGUUGCAACAAUUGAAUCAGGAUUUGUAUUUGGAAACCGUCUGUCACGAUUUAAUAGAGAAAAUGAAAGAUCAACUGAUCUUAGUCGUCCCGAAAAUAACCGACAAGGAACUAAUAUGCUACGAGAUCCACCACCUUACGAAGAAUCAUUUGUAAAUAUGGUUGAAAAUAUUUCUUUGCCUACUUAUGAAGAAACAACAUGAAUGGAAUAAUAAACUCUAGUAUAAACAUAAUUUAUUUUGAGGUACUUUUCUCAGCUGAAUAAUAAUGUUAUAAAUAAAAACUAAAAGUUUCUAAA